GUGAACCCAGUCGAUUCGAUACUUCGAGAAACGUAGGAGAGAACUUCACAGUCGUCCAGGAUGUUGCGUCUUCUUGGAGGUUUGAAGGAUUAUUUGAAAUGGCAGCCCAUAGUGACGGACAAUGCCGUAUUCCGGCUCCACAACCUCUUCACGACGGUUUUGCUCCUCGCAUGUUCCCUCAUAGUCACGGCGACCCAGUACGUCGGCAAUCCGAUCCAGUGCAUAGUGAACGGUCUUCCGGCGAAUCCGAUCAACACCUACUGCUGGAUCACGUCCACUUUCACAAUGCCCGACGCCUUCAGGAGGCAGGUCGGCGUCGAAGUCGCCCAUCCUGGGGUGAGCAACGAUUACGGAAACGAGGCGAAGAAGUAUUACACGUACUAUCAGUGGGUCUGCUUCGUGCUCUUCUUCCAAGCGAUACUCUGCUACACUCCCAAGUGGAUCUGGGACGCAUGGGAAGGCGGGCUCAUGAGGACCAUCAUCAUGGGUCUCAACAUCGGGGUUUGCGCCGACGAGCAGAAGUGCCAAAAAAAACAAGCACUCUUAGACUAUCUUAUCAAACACAUCAGUAGGCAUAACACGUAUGCGAUGAGGUACUGGUUCUGCGAAGUCCUCUGCCUUGUGAACAUCAUCGGGCAGCUUUACCUCAUGAACACCUUCUUCGACGGCGAAUUCAUGUCCUACGGAUUGAGAGUGAUGAGCUUCUCUGAGGAAACGCAGGAAAACCGCGUGGAUCCGAUGGUGUACGUCUUCCCCAGAGUGACUAAAUGCACGUUCCAUAAGUUCGGUCCGUCCGGCACGAUUCAAAAGCACGACUCACUCUGCGUCCUCCCGCUCAACAUAGUCAACGAGAAGACAUACAUACUGAUAUGGUUUUGGUUCAUAAUCUUGGCGACUCUCCUUACCGUCCUGGUCGUAUACAGAAUAGUCAUACUAGUAGUACCCGGGGUGAGGCCGUACCUCCUCCGCGCCAGGAACAGGAUGGUACCGAUGUCCGUCGCCGAAGAGAUAUCGAAAUCAACGGAUAUCGGCGACUGGUGGGUGCUCUACAUGCUCGGACGGAACAUGGACCCCCUCAUCUACAAAGAGGUCAUUACAGAACUUUCCAAGAAGAUACAAACGGCAGCCAGUAACAGUCAGUGACAAUUCUACUUAAUAUCAUGAUUUUAAAAAAUAUAUAAAAACAAAAAACAAGACUGUUUAGUGCCUUGAACGCUGUACAAUUUCUCAAUGACUGUGAUGAAAAAAUAAAUCCUAGAAGUUGUGUCUUCGACUUAUCGUAUACACUGAGGGAGCCACCCCGUAAACAAUAUUUGUUUAUUUUUGUAAUUAUAUUUGUGUAUAUAUAUGUGGUUUUUCCUUUUGUUUUUAUUUUUCUGGAAUUUCAAUAAAUUAUUGUCAUGUAUUUAUAUCGUGUAAUAUAAAAGACAAACUAGUGACAUGAUUUUUUUUCGAUAUCGGAUUUGUUUAGUGAUUUUGAACGAGGUGAAUCAGCAUUUAGACUGAUUAAUUAUUUAUAAUAGAUUAUUAUAAUCAUAAAAAGACAUAUCUGAUAAGUAUAUAAAUAAUUAUAUAAUGACUCUACUGGAAAACUGUUCAGGUUUGUCGGCCCACUCAACAAUUUGAUGAAAUCUGCUCAAUUUAAGCCUAAAUACUGUGUUUUUUAAAUGAAAAUUGAGAUUGAAUCUCUUUGCCAAGAUGCCUUUUUUUCUAAAGUGUUUUCUAUUUCAGCCUAAUUUAUACGAUAAAUCGAGUUUAAUAUUUGUAAAUUAUUUUAUAAACUUAUAUUAAAUAAAA
This is a messenger RNA of Cimex lectularius (bed bug), 1797 nucleotides long. RefSeq names its product innexin inx1 (gene ogre). The record is from RefSeq and is a predicted model, not a curated record. Bases 61 to 1143 code for a protein of 360 amino acids. Gene Ontology annotation, molecular function: gap junction channel activity. Gene Ontology annotation, cellular component: plasma membrane; gap junction. The transcript is spliced from 2 exons. NCBI's taxonomy places the organism in Eukaryota, Metazoa, Arthropoda, Insecta, Hemiptera, Cimicidae.